UUAUGCGGCUAACUAAGUUGUCACUAUAUACCACUCACCUAGUUUCAUGUGAUUCUUCUUAUUUUUCUUGCAAUAUUCUUGCAAAUGAAGUGGAAAAAGAUAUUGGAUCUCCUAAAGACUUAGAACUUUUCAACUCUGGUAAUUUAUUGAUGUUACCUCAAAGUUUUGGGAAUAUAUAUUUAGGUGAAACAUUUUCCUGUUACAUGAGUGUACAUAAUGAUAGUCAACAGAAAGUCACUGCUGUUCAUGUACAGGCUGACCUUCAAAUUGGAAUGCAAAAGAUUGUUUUAGCUGGCCAACGAGGAAAUUACAGUACUUUCACUGAAUUAAAUCCUGAUCAUAGCGUUGAUGAUGUAAUUCACCAUGAGGUCAAAGAAAUAGGUACUCAUAUUUUAGCUUGUACUGUGAGCUACACUACUGUAAAUGGUGAAAAAAUGCAUUUUAGGAAAUUCUUUAAAUUUCAGGUAUCAAAACCAUUAGAUGUCAAGACUAAAUUUUACAAUGCUGAGGAUUACUGUUCUGAUGAAGUGUACCUUGAAGCUCCGAUUCAAAAUAUUACCUAUGCCCCUAUGUGCUUGGAGCGAGUUACUUUAGAACCAUCUAACAACUUUGUGUCACAUCAAUUAAAUACAAUUGAAAGUAUCAAUGGAGUGUAUCAAGUGUUUGGAGAAACAAAUUGCAUUAAUCCAUUAGAUAGCAGACAAUAUUUAUUUUGCCUCACUCCAAAGCCUGGUACUGUAACAUAUUCUAAGUUAUCAAAAAAUGUAACUAGUAUUGGGAAGUUGGAUAUUGUCUGGCGUACAAGUAUGGGGGAAAAAGGUCGCCUACAAACAUCCCAGCUGGAACGAAUGGUACCAGGAUAUGGUGAAAUUAGAUUAGCAGUUGUUGAAAUUCCUGGCAUAGUAAAGUUAGAGAAGUUGUUUCCUGUUACAGUAAGAAUCACAAAUGCCUGUGAUAGAGCUUUAGAUUUACUUUUGACACUAAACAACUCCUUCACCAAUGGUAUUCUAUGGCAUGGAAUUUCAGGUCAAAAAAUUACAAAUUUAGAAAAAGGAUCAUGUGUGUAUGUCUCACUUGAAGCUAUUGCAGUGCGACCAGGAUUGCAGGGUCUUUCUGGACUCACUAUAAAAGAAUUGUUCUUAAACAGAAUUGAAGAUUUUGCGGACUUUGCUCAUGUAUUUGCUACGUUAGAUGAUGAAUGCAAACUACCGGAAUUAACUCUUCCUGCAUCUUUUCAAUCCUUAUCUAUAAAAUAAAACUACCUGUACAUUUAAUAUUAUCUAAGAAGAUAUUUUAAUUCAAUAUAUUGAAAAUAUUUAUAAUUGCAUAGAUACUUUAGUAAGUUACUCAUUUGUAUAAUUUAAAUAAAAUCAGUAUUUUUA
Messenger RNA from Parasteatoda tepidariorum (common house spider), 1382 nucleotides. The record is from RefSeq and is a predicted model, not a curated record. Lineage: Eukaryota; Metazoa; Arthropoda; Arachnida; Araneae; Theridiidae.